AUGUGUGUUUUUAUCUUUGUCUCGAGAAGUUCUGAAAAGCUGCUUUUCUUUGUGUUUCUGGUUCUGGUUCGGUCGGUCUUGUGUCAUGGGUUUGCUGAAGAGUUCACCUCGGGCUCUUAUGAUUUUGGGUCUGUUAUUCUGGAGCCUCUGGACAGGUUGAGAAAGUACGUGGAGUCCAUUGUCGGCACCCAUGUGAUUGAGAUUGGUGCUGAGAAUGCUGUGUUGUACCUUGACUCAGUGUUUGGCCCAGAGAACAUCUAUUCUGUUGCAAUGUUUGUCGAAAUGUUGCUGCAGUUUGUUGCUGAAGGAGCUGCCAGUGGACUGAAUGUCAUUGCUGUGUAUGUAUCUGAGAUUCUCAGAGCAACUGGAGUGAACGAGACAGUAUCAGUGCCUCAUUUCACUGCUGAGGGCGUGUCUGCUGUGACCAAGUGGGCUUUGCUGGCUCUGAUCGCCUACUGGCUCUUGUCCUUGUUGCUGCGAGUCACGGUAAUGCUUGUAAGGCGAGUGUUUUGGCUGAUUAAAGCGGUUGUAGUGCUGUGGCUGUUUGUGCGGAUCAUCGGGGACCCCACUGCCUCCAAUCAAGUCACUACAAUGAGACUGAUUUUACUAGUGCUCAUCUGUGCUGUGUUUGGAGUCGCUACGAGCAGCGGCGGAGGGACAGGAGGCAGUCUGGAAAGCCGAAUGCAGACUGGAGGGACAAUUCAGAGGGCUGGAAAAGAAGAAAAUGAGCAGCAAUGAGAAGCGAUGAGCAGCUCAAAACAAGUAUAUGGACUCAUGAUAACAGGAGAUGAGGACUCAGGGAUGACGUGUUUUAUGCAACUCAGAACAGCCUUAGGUAUUAAUAUCUGAUUUUGCCAGUUCUUUCUUGUUUUGAAUACAUUUCAUAGUUAAUUGGGCCACGGAGACUACUCACAUAUUGUUUUUAUUAAAAUGUAAAGCAAGAAGAAAGAACUUCAUCCUACAGCUCUUUGAAUUUCAUGUGGUACCAUUAAAAUCCUUGAUGUUUU
This is a messenger RNA of Cyprinus carpio (common carp), 1007 nucleotides long. Its product is annotated as voltage-gated monoatomic cation channel TMEM109. The record is from RefSeq and is a predicted model, not a curated record. Gene Ontology annotation, biological process: cellular response to gamma radiation; intrinsic apoptotic signaling pathway in response to DNA damage by p53 class mediator. NCBI's taxonomy places the organism in Eukaryota, Metazoa, Chordata, Actinopteri, Cypriniformes, Cyprinidae.